AUGAGGGGAUUCUUCGACCUCAACAUACCCCAAGACACCUCCUCGAAAGCAACGCGCAUAAAACUUGUAGUAAAAGCGAUGGAGCUAGGAUACAGUGGCAUCGCAUACAACCGCACCAUCAAAGGCAUCAUGUCUGAUCGCGACCGUUGCUCAAUCCCACUCUUGUCUCUUUCCUCUUUACUCGAUGUGGCUCCUUCACUUGUCUUCUCCAUCAAUCUCCACCGCGACCUCCUUGGAAUCCCACGCGCUUCCCCUUUCCGUCAGUACACCCGCUUGACUGUCUCUGUUGAUACUCCUUCUCAGGCUCAGGUGCUUAAUUCUGGGAAUCCUGUUUUGAAGACUUACGAUUUGGUCGCUGUUAAGCCUUUGAGUCAAACUGCUCUUGAUCACGCCUGUCUUAAAUCCGAGGUGGAUAUAAUUGCUAUUGAUUUCUCAGAGAAACUGCCGUUCCGGUUGAAGCUGCCUAUGGUUAAAGCUGCAAUAGAGCGUGGAGUUUAUUUCGAAAUUACAUACUCUGGUCUUAUUGCUGAUAGUCAAGUGAGGAGGCAAAUGAUACCCAAUGCGAAGUUACUAGUGGAUUGGACUCGUGGAAAGAAUCUGAUUUUCACAAGUGCUGCUUCUUCUGUAAAUGAAUUUAGAGGGCCAUACGAUGUUGCAAAUUUGUCAUCUUUGCUUGGUCUUUCUAUGGAACGAGCUAAAACAGCUAUUUCAAAAAAUUGUAGGUAUGAAAUCAUGCAAAAAGCUUAA
Messenger RNA from Dovyalis caffra, 747 nucleotides. Lineage: Eukaryota; Viridiplantae; Streptophyta; Magnoliopsida; Malpighiales; Salicaceae. The record is from the annotation of a GenBank genome assembly.